CACCCCUAAUGAAAUUAUCCAAUCAUUGACGAUAGAAAUAUCUUAAACAACACCAAUAAUUGACCAUGAGUAUUUAAUGUGGUUAAAUUGCUAAAGAUUCAUUUCAUCUGGUGGAAAAACUUUCUCGAGAUAAUAAAGCAAAGGAAUAUACAAUACAAUAACAUUAAUACUAAUGGGUUCUACGAGUUCGAGCUUGAAAUUUACAGAGAAAGUUUGUGCUGCAUUUUUCCCAAUAAUUGCAAUAAUAGAAUGUUUAAUAUAUGCGGCAUCUGGUUGUUUUGGAUCUCAAAAAUUACAUCAUAGUCCAAAGAAGUUGCGGUAUGAAUACAGGGAUCUUGCUCGACUUGCUAAUGGAUCUAGAUUUACAGUAAAUGAAGUGGAACCAUUGUAUGAAAUGUUUAAGCAGUUGAGCAGUUCAAUCAUUGAUGAUGGUUUGAUACAUAAGGUAAGCAGUAUGUUUCUGCUGUGCUUUUAUGAUUAUUACUCCCUCCGUCUCAUAAUAAAUGUCAUCUUAGCUAAAAUAUUUUUAUCCCGUAAUAAGUGUCACCUUAGGAAACCAAGACAUAAAUUGGUUAGUUUUUUCCAAAUCUACCCUUUGACAAAAACUAAAAAGUUAAAAAUUAGAGAAAUUGCCAAUAAGGGGUUUGAGUUUGUUUUUGAGGUUAACUUGGAAUUUGUAGGAGAUCAGGAACUAGACUGA
Molecule: messenger RNA, 700 nt
Organism: Lycium barbarum (goji berry)
Lineage: Eukaryota; Viridiplantae; Streptophyta; Magnoliopsida; Solanales; Solanaceae
Product: calcineurin B-like protein 10
Exons: 4
Coding region: 173-700 (175 amino acids)
Biological process (GO): calcium-mediated signaling
Molecular function (GO): calcium ion binding; kinase binding
Source: RefSeq, a predicted model, not a curated record